Ricinus communis (castor bean) is the source of this 2447-nucleotide messenger RNA. RefSeq names its product rhamnogalacturonate lyase. Gene Ontology annotation, molecular function: carbohydrate binding; catalytic activity. The record is from RefSeq and is a predicted model, not a curated record. Gene Ontology annotation, biological process: carbohydrate metabolic process. Lineage: Eukaryota; Viridiplantae; Streptophyta; Magnoliopsida; Malpighiales; Euphorbiaceae. Bases 153 to 2240 code for a protein of 695 amino acids. The transcript is spliced from 16 exons.
AUAAUCAACUACUAUCUCUUUUAAUUUUUUCUUUUAGUUGGAUUCGAACUGGGGUCGAGUAUUUCUUUAUAAAUAUUUAUGUGAAUGCAUAGGCUUCUAAUUGAAUUUCUUAUGCAAUUAAAAAAGUCUUUAACAUUGUCAGGUUUGACUACAUGGCCAUAGCAGACAAUAGACGAAGAUAUAUGCCAUUGCCAGACGAUAGAUUAAAGGACAGAGGCAAACCUUUAGCCUACCCAGAGGCAGUCUUGCUUGUCAACCCAAUCAAAUCUGAACUUAAGGGAGAGGUGGUGUUGGAUAACGGGUUCCUUCAGAUCACUAUAUCCGUUCCGGAAGGACUCGUCACCGGCGUACAGUACAAUGGCAUGGCCAAUUUGCUUGAAGUUCUUAACCAUGAAACCGACAGAGGGUAUUGGGAUCUUGUAUGGAGUGAUGAAGAAACAAUUCGGAAAAAGGGUAACUUCGACAGGAUGGAAGGAACAAAUUUUACAGUGGUAGUACAAAAUGAGGAACAAAUAGAAGUCUCAUUCUCAAGGCACUGGGAUUCGUCCCUUAAGGGAAAGCUUGUUCCGAUGAAUAUAGACAAAAGGUUUGUAAUGCUUCGUGGCUCGUCAGGCUUCUACACAUAUGCCAUUUAUGAGCACUUGAAGGAAUGGCCUGCUUUCGACCUUGACAACACAAGGAUUGCUUUCAAGCUUAGAAAAGACAAGUUUAACUACAUGGCCAUAGCAGACAACAGACGAAGAUAUAUGCCAUUGCCAGACGAUAGAUUAAAGGACAGAGGCCUACCUCUAGCCUACCCAGAGGCAGUCUUGCUUGUCAACCCAAUCGAACCUGAAUUUAAGGGAGAGGUAGAUGACAAAUACGAGUACUCAUGUGAGAACAGAGAAAGUGGGGUUCACGGGUGGAUUUCCACUGGCUCAGCCGUCGGUUUCUGGCUAAUUACACCCAGUGCCGAGUUCAAGUCCGGUGGACCCUUAAAGCAGUUUCUCACCUCCCAUGUGGGUCCAACCAUCCUCUCUAAAUUCUGCAAAGGACAAAGUUCAAUAUUGCCGCUCUUAGAUCUUAUCCUUCUGGUAUUCCAUAGCACUCAUUAUGCUGGAGCAGACAUGAUUAUAAACUUUGGACCCAAUGAGCCAUGGAAGAAAGUGUAUGGCCCUGUUUUUGUUUAUCUUAAUUCUUUGUCCACUGAAGGCGACCCACUUUCACUUUGGGAGGAUGCUAAAAAACAGAUGAUGAAAGAAGUUGAAAGCUGGCCGUAUGACUUUCCUGCUUCAGAAGAUUUUCCACCGUCGGAUCAACGAGGUAACGUCUGUGGCAAAUUACUAGUUAUGGAUAGGUGCGUCAGCGAUGAGAACAUACCUGCAGAUGGAGCUUAUGUGGGGCUGGCACCCGUAGGAGACGUCGGUUCCUGGCAAAUCGAAUCGAAGGGUUACCAGUUCUGGACUGAGGCAGAUGAAGAUGGCUCUUUCACAAUCAGUAAUGUAAGACCUGGUGACUACAAUAUUUAUGCAUGGGUUCCAGGUUUUAUUGGAGACUACAAGAAUGACACUGUCAUCAACAUAUCUAAUGCAGGUAGUUCUAUUGCUGUUGGUGAUCUUGUAUAUGAGCCUCCAAGGAAUGGCUCUACACUGUGGGAAAUAGGUAUUCCUGAUCGUUCUGCAGCAGAAUUCUAUGUUCCAGAUCCCAAUCCAAAUUAUGUCAACAUGCUAUACCUGAAUCAUACUGACAGAUUUAGGCAGUAUGGAUUAUGGGAAAGAUAUUCAGAGCUGUAUCCUGAUGAAGAUUUAGUCUUUACUAUUGGCACUAGUGACUAUUCAAAAGACUGGUUUUUUGCUCAAGUUACAAGGAAGGAUAAUAGUAGUAGUAAUAACACAUAUCAAGGAACUACAUGGCAAAUUCAGUUUGAGCUCGAGGAAGUUGAUCAAAGUGCGACAUAUAAACUACGAUUAGCACUUGCAACUGCAAAUGUUGCCGAAUUGCAGGUUCGGGUUAAUGAUCGAAAUGCGGAUUCUUCUCUAUUUUCAACGGGGAAAUUUGGCAAGGACAACACAAUUGCGAGACAUGGCAUUCAUGGGCUUUACAGGUUGUUCAAUGUUGAUGUACCAGGAACUCAGCUUUUGGAAGGGAAUAACACAAUUUUUUUGACACAAGCAAACCAUGUUAGCCCUUUUCAGGGAAUCAUGUAUGAUUAUAUUCGCUUAGAAGGUCCUCCAUUUUCAAACACCAUCAAGAAGAUGUGAUUUGAUUCAGAUCUUCUUCUUUUUUCUUGAAAAAGAAUCAUUGAAAAUUAGGUGAAAAUUAUUACAAAUAACAUAUAGUCAUUACUUUUGUCAAAAUGAAUAAAAUAGUAAUUAGAAUGACAAACACAUUUAAAUUUAGGCCAGGAGCAUAGUGUAUACAAAUAUAUAUAUUCUUGCGAGAAAUAAUUGAAGUGAAAUUUUAGUUGA